AUGAUAAGAUAAGACUCAAAACGAUGAGCUAAAAACAUUUUUUGAAAUAGGUAUCGUUUUUUCGUGACGUGUCUCUUAUUCGAUAAAAAGAUUUUCCUAAAUACAUUUUACUCAUUGACACUUUCCUUACCUACUCAUAUUUACCGACACAUCUUCUUACUUACCAUGUAGUUAUUAGUUUUAGUUUGUUUUAAUUUUGUUGUUCUUGUAUUAAUGUGAUAUAAAGCGGACAUUUAUGACUCAGCUGCCAAAAUCUGUUACCAUUGCUGAGAAACGAGUGGAAGAUGGCUUACACUCGUUCAGGGCCAUCGCAUUCUUGGUAUUGUGGUAUUUCUUCAGCGGAUGUACAUUAUUUUUGAACAAGUAUAUCCUUUCCUAUCUAAAUGGAGAUCCUACAGUACUGGGAGCAUCUCAAAUGAUCAUGACAACUAUAUGUGGUUUUAUCCAGCUGUAUCUACCUUGUGGGAUGUACAAACAACCAACACAGCGAUCCAAAAGACCGCCAAACUUUUAUAUUCAUAUGUGCUUAGUUGGUUGUACAAGAUUUAUCACUGUACUUUUAGGACUUAUUUCUUUAAAUUAUGUAGCUGUAAGUUUUACAGAGACAAUUAAAAGUUCAGCUCCAAUAUUUACUGUAUUUAUUUCAAAAUUGUUAUUAGGUAUGGUGAAUAUUGUAAAAUAUUAAUAUACAUAUUAUAGU
This is a messenger RNA of Diuraphis noxia (Russian wheat aphid), 700 nucleotides long. Its product is annotated as solute carrier family 35 member E2A-like. Lineage: Eukaryota; Metazoa; Arthropoda; Insecta; Hemiptera; Aphididae. The record is from RefSeq and is a predicted model, not a curated record.